AUUUACCAUUCUUGUUCGCGAAAAGCAACAAAAAAAAAAAAAAAAAAGUGCCGAUGCCAGUCCAGGAACUCAACGCGCGUGUACAACACCUCACGGUAUGCUGCAACGGCGGAGAAGCUGACGCCGAGGGCCGGGUGUGGUCGGAGAUCAGGGACGAGGCGAAGCGUGACGCCGAAUCGGAGCCGGCGCUGGCGAGCUACCUCUACUCCACCAUAGUUUCUCACUCCUCCCUGUCUCGCUCCCUCUCCUUCCAUCUCGGAAACAAGCUCUGCUCCUCCACCCUCCUCUCCACGCUCCUCUAUGAUCUCUUCCUCAACACCUUCUCCUCCGAUCCCUCCCUCCGCGCAGCCACCGUCGCCGACUUGUGCGCCGCCCGUGUCCGCGACCCUGCUUGCAUUUCCUUCGCUCACUGCCUUUUGAAUUACAAGGGCUUCUUAGCCAUUCAGGCUCAUAGGGUGGCACAUAAGUUAUGGCUACAGAACAGGAAACCAAUAGCUCUGUCACUACAAUCUAGGAUAGCAGAUGUGUUCUCGGUGGAUAUACAUCCUGCAGCAAGGAUAGGCAAAGGGAUAUUGCUGGACCACGCGACUGGAGUGGUGAUUGGAGAGACAGCAGUCGUGGGGAACAAUGUGUCCAUGCUACAUCAUGUGACAUUAGGUGGAACCGGGAAGACUAGUGGUGAUAGGCAUCCUAAAAUUGGAGAUGGAGUCUUGAUUGGCGCUGGGGCAACCAUACUGGGAAACGUAAAGAUUGGUGAGGGAGCGAAGAUAGGAGCUGGGUCAGUGGUGCUGGGUGAUGUGCCACCAUGGACCACGGCGGUUGGAAGUCCUGCAAGGCUCGUGGGUGGGAAGGAACAGCCUAAAGUUCAUGAAGAUGUCCCUGGGGAGUCCAUGGAUCAUACUUCGUUUAUAUCUCAGUGGUCUGACUACAUUAUUUAGUGUGUGCUCUCAAGAAGAAAACCAUGGUAGUGUUGACCUGGUGUCAACUUGAUGAGAAUAUUAAUAUUGAAAUGUAAUUUUCUUGUAAACUAGGUGAGAGUUUAUCUCAUGUAGGAAAUCGGAAUGUGUUUCAUAGGAUCCAUGAAGGUUGGUGUCAUGUCUAAAGAGAGGAAGCUUAUUCCCAUAGGAGACCCCAAGAGGCAGAAAACAAAACAUUCCAAUAAUCAAAAUUAACUCUGAUCUUUUGAGAACUA
Messenger RNA from Ipomoea nil (Japanese morning glory), 1192 nucleotides. RefSeq names its product serine acetyltransferase 5-like. The record is from RefSeq and is a predicted model, not a curated record. The transcript has 3 exons. Gene Ontology annotation, molecular function: L-serine O-acetyltransferase activity. Gene Ontology annotation, cellular component: cytosol; cytoplasm. Lineage: Eukaryota; Viridiplantae; Streptophyta; Magnoliopsida; Solanales; Convolvulaceae. Bases 54 to 938 code for a protein of 294 amino acids.